Molecule: messenger RNA, 963 nt
Organism: Microdochium trichocladiopsis
Lineage: Eukaryota; Fungi; Ascomycota; Sordariomycetes; Xylariales; Microdochiaceae
Product: triose-phosphate transporter
Exons: 4
Coding region: 1-963 (320 amino acids)
Cellular component (GO): membrane; Golgi apparatus
Molecular function (GO): antiporter activity
Source: RefSeq, a predicted model, not a curated record
AUGGGGGAGGCAGGGCAGCCUGAAGCCGCGCAGAAAGGUGUCAUGGGCUCGACCCUAUUCUGGCUGACUGUCAACACGCUGGCGACAGUUGCUAUCGUCUUCACCAACAAAGCCAUCUUUUCGGAUCCAUCGCUUAAGCUUGUCCAGCUGUCCUUUGCCGCCUUUCACUUCUUCAUCACGUGGCUGACGCUCUUCGCCCUCUCCCGACCUCAGUUGGCAUAUUUCACGCCACGGAAAGCGAGCAUCCGGGACAUGAUUCCGCUCUCGGUCGCCAUGGGCCUCAACGUUGUUCUCCCAAACUUGUCGCUGGCAUACUCCAGCGUGACCUUUUAUCAGGUUGCCAGGAUUCUCCUGACACCUGUCGUGGCGAUCAUGAAUUAUGUUCUCUAUCAGUCGACACUGCCACGCAAGGCCAUCAUUGCACUAGUCCCAGCCUGUACUGGUGUCGGUAUCGUGUCGUACUAUGAUUCCUUGCCGACUGACGACAGCAGUGUCAAGGCCACCACGGGGCUUGGUGUAAUUUUUGCUGUUUGCGGCAUCUUCGCCUCGUCGCUGUACACGGUCUGGAUUGCAAGCUACCACCGAAAGCUUCAGAUGAACAGCAUGCAGCUCUUGUUCAACCAAGCCCCUGUUUCCACCGUGCUGCUGCUCUACGUCAUUCCGUUUGUUGAUGUAUUCCCUGAGUGGAAAGAGCUGCCCGUCAAUCGAUGGGCUCUCAUCGCAAUGUCGGGCAUCUUUGCCUCUCUAAUUAACAUCUCCCAAUUCUACAUUGUCGCCAAGACGGGCCCAGUGUCCAGCACUGUUGUUGGUCACGUCAAGACUUGCACCAUCGUGGCUCUGGGCUGGAUGACCUCGGGUCGCUCCGUCGGGGACAAGUCCGUCAUUGGCAUCUUUAUGGCGCUGGGCGGUAUUAUCCAUUACUCCGUCGUCAUGCUUCGCCACAAGGCACGCGAGGCGAAAUAG